This is a messenger RNA of Arabis nemorensis, 399 nucleotides long. The record is from the annotation of a GenBank genome assembly. Lineage: Eukaryota; Viridiplantae; Streptophyta; Magnoliopsida; Brassicales; Brassicaceae.
AUGGGACCAAACAACAAGCUAAUAGACAUGGAAACAGAGUCUCAAAUGGUCAGUGGAUGCGAGGUUACUGCAAUUCUCAUCAUAUAUGGACUUCCUAGGUUACUAACAGGAUAUCUCUUGGCUCAUGAGAUGAUGCAUGCUUGGCUUAGACUCAACGGUUUUAAGAAUCUUAAGUUAGAGCUUGAAGAAGGAUUAUGUCAAAAAGGUGAUGACUGGUCCGAUUUCGAGAAGAAGCUCCUAGAGUUUUGCAUACAUCAGAUAAAAGAAGAUGAUUCACCGGUCUACGGUGACGGAUUCAGACAAGUUUACAAGAUGGUCUCAAAUCAUGUCAACUAUAAGGAUACUCUUAAAGACAUCGUUAGCAUUUCCAAGACUACUAUACCAGCUUCAAAGAUCUGA